CUUUAUGCAACCAUCAGUCAGAUCAUGGUAUUCUAGUACAAAGAUUCGAACUAAAAUGUUGUUCCAGCUGUUGCUGCUGCUAUCAUUUUCCAUUUGGCGACUGCAGUCUACGACUGCGGAAGUGCUAUCUUCACCACCCCCACCGUUGAUGUGCAAAAAUAACGUCAAAUCGCCAAUCUGCACCCUUCAGGACGUACUUUUCGUAGACUUCCAUGUGCCGCGGUUACCGAGUUUGGCCGGAAAGCACACGCUGCAAAUUCGCAGCGGAAACAUCACCCGAUUUUCGAACGAUUUUUCUACUGCUCUUGGUGACGAUGUUAGAAAAGUGCUGCUGGGACAUCUCGAGAUCCGUUCGCUCUGGUUGAAACCUACCCUGCGGUACCUGAGCGCGGAAGGUAAUCUCAUUCAUCAUGUCGUCGUGGACGAGCUGCCGGACGCGGAAACCGGAGCCCAGUAUCAGCUGGAACAUCUGAAUUUGAUGAACAAUCGUCUGAGUAACAUCCGAAUGCUUAGUAAUCUUAGCCAAUUGGUCGAGUUGAAUUUGGAUGGGAAUUUAAUUGAUUUCGUUGAAAUGGCCACUUUUAGUUCGAUGAAGAACCUUAAAAAGCUGUCCUUAGCACGGAACAGAAUUAGUAAAAUUUCUUCCUCAAGCACAAUUGAACUACCGGCACUGGAAUCGCUUUCACUUGUGUCAAACAAUCUAACAACCCUCGCCGUCAAGGACUGGGAAAUGCCUCAGCUGAUUGAUCUUGCUCUCAGUCAGAAUCAGCUGACCAAUUUGGACGUGGAAAAUUUUGGCCAUUUUGUUAGUUUGGAAAAACUAGCCCUGGCAGGGAAUUCGUGGUACUGUUUUUGGUUGAACAAAGCACUGAAAAGGAUCCAGGAAAAAUUCAUCACACUAGCGGACAAGGAUGCCAAUUGCCCGGCUAUGCCAGUGGAGGAUAUUUGCUGUAGCAUCACGGUUUUCACCGACGACCAGCCGAGCUAUGCCGAUCUAGUUGCCAGGAUAGAAUCAUUCGCGGAGUCACAUAAUCGGAUCCGUGACGAAGUGACGAGUAGGAUGGAUCGGAUCAUCGGAGACAGCGAAAGUCAGCUGGAUGCGGUGGACAAAAUUGUUACCGAAAAGCAGGAACGUUGGGCAAAGAUUUUUGAUUCAGAAAAAGCUCGAGUGACCGAACAUGAUAUAGAAGAAUUGGGUGAAAGUAUAGUCCAGGUCGAAGGUAAAAUAAAACAAUGGCAACGGCUCGGUGAGAACAAUGCGAAAAAUGCACAGGAUCUGACAAAGUUGUUGUAUCUGACCAUGGAACUGAAAAAUAAACUGGCAACGGAUCUGAAAUCUAUUCAGAAUCUGCAGGACGAAAUGAAACAUUACGAGAUUAGUUUUAAUAGUAAUUUGUAAUUUUAUUGAUGCUUGGAAUAAAUUCAGUUUGUUAGAAUACAAA
Malaya genurostris is the source of this 1442-nucleotide messenger RNA. RefSeq lists its product as uncharacterized. Lineage: Eukaryota; Metazoa; Arthropoda; Insecta; Diptera; Culicidae. Gene Ontology annotation, molecular function: protein binding. The coding region runs from base 5 to 1399 and encodes 464 amino acids. Gene Ontology annotation, cellular component: extracellular matrix. The record is from RefSeq and is a predicted model, not a curated record. The transcript has 2 exons.